Messenger RNA from Fulvia fulva, 1533 nucleotides. RefSeq lists its product as uncharacterized. The record is from RefSeq and is a predicted model, not a curated record. Bases 1 to 1533 code for a protein of 510 amino acids. NCBI's taxonomy places the organism in Eukaryota, Fungi, Ascomycota, Dothideomycetes, Mycosphaerellales, Mycosphaerellaceae. The transcript has a single exon. Gene Ontology annotation, molecular function: mRNA binding.
AUGAACAUCGAUGCUUUCAUCGCCACGGUGCAGUCGCGUCUUGACCAUGCGUCUGAUCAUCUCGCCUUGAUGCAGGUAGAUCCUGUCUACGCCCGCCGAUACAUUCGCCUACUCUUUCAGGGCGAGGCUUACAAAUCAGUCCCACGCACAACGGCAUGGCAGAUCGUAGACUCUACUCUCACGAUGGAGCUGAAGUCGCUAUACUGGUGGUUCUGCGUGCGGGAAGAAGCUGAGCUUGUGAGAGAUCUCCAGCACCGCUUCAAAGACCAAAUCGAUCCAGGGUCGCCGCUACCCCCUAAGUAUGACCAUGCCCUCUCUGCUCUCGAAGUCGUGCUUGUCAACUUCAUGAACAUCCGCUGUGAUAUGUGUCGGAAUCAGAUUGAGCAGCGUCCAGGAUUCUCGAAAUACUAUCGCUGGGAGGAAAUAGGACCUCGGAAGCUAGAAGUGACUCGUGUUAAUCCUGAACCGUUGCCCAACAGGUUUUUCACGGACCCACUGUACUGGUAUCUGAUAAAUCUGUGCGCGCCACCCGACGGGAGAGGCUGUAUUGACCAUGCCAGGUUAUUUGCAUACCUGGAGCAUCAUCUUGCCACUGCAUCGCAGGAAGAACGAACAAGGGUCGAUCAAACAGUAAUUGACUGGUUUUCGGAAAUAGCUGUCAACCAUCAGCUGCUCCUGACCCUUCGAUUGAGCCGACCACAAAACCACAUCGGGUUUACCGACAAGCUAUUGAAAACCGAGAAGGGGCGUGUCUGGCGGAACAAGUUAUUGGAGGCUGGAAACGUGCACCUCACCAGCGCACGCCCACUGCUUCUCAAGCGUUUCUACGAGACAGCCCCACCCCAGGGUCGUCGAGACACAGCUUGGCUGAAGCAGUAUGACGAGGUCUCUGUCAAUCUCGCAACAUACUGGUCGGCUAUACGAGGACCGAGUAAACAUUUCGAGGAGCCUGAUGUAGCACAUUUCAUACGUGCCGACCUUGAUCCAUCGCAUAUUGCGCAAGUCAAUGCACAAAGGCAAACAGUACUUGACGAAAUCGAAUCAAGGCUCACGAUUCCAAAACACGUCAAUACUGUUCAACUACCUUUGGCGACCGAACGUGCCAAGCUCGAGCUCGUGCAGACCAGUGUCAAGACAAAGACACGGCCAGAAAAGCAGACCGAUGCAAGCGAAAUUGACCCACCAACCUCAGAGUUGGAGUCCAUGUCUCUGCCGGACGACCGGCCGACUGCCGUCGUACGAACCUCGAAGCGAGCCGUCGAGGUUUUCAACAAGAUGUUCGCUACGGAUGUCGAGGACGCUACUCAGGGCUGCGAGUGGGAUGCUUUCGUGCACGCCAUGCGUGACCGUGGCUUCACUGCUCGUGACAGUGCCGGAUCCGCUGUCGUGUUUGAGCUACCGGAAAGCGGUAGAAUCGUUUUCCAUAAGCCGCAUCCAACGCCUAAGAUUGACCCCAUCACGUUGCGGGCGAUGCGAAAGAGGUUGCAUAAGUGGUUCGGCUUUGGGAGGGAGAGUUUUGUCCUUGGUGCCUAG